Schizosaccharomyces octosporus yFS286 is the source of this 2334-nucleotide messenger RNA. Its product is annotated as threonine ammonia-lyase. The record is from RefSeq and is a predicted model, not a curated record. The transcript has a single exon. Bases 192 to 1985 code for a protein of 597 amino acids. Gene Ontology annotation, biological process: L-threonine catabolic process. NCBI's taxonomy places the organism in Eukaryota, Fungi, Ascomycota, Schizosaccharomycetes, Schizosaccharomycetales, Schizosaccharomycetaceae. Gene Ontology annotation, molecular function: threonine deaminase activity.
ACUCGAUCAAUUUCAUCUAAAUCUCUAAGCGUUAACGAACCCUUGUGAAAUUCUCCUAGUCACGCUAGAAAGGUGUCUUCACCGAACAGUGGAAAUGUUGUCUUCAGCCAAACCUAAGAGAUCAGCCAAGAAGGAGCCUGCAUACUCAUUGGGUUUCGCAAUUGGAUGCUUUUUAAAUAGUUUUUGCUAAUAUGUACGGUUCGCUGCUUCGAACGGGUCGUUUGGCUCGUAGAGCUCUCGAUACCCAAUCUUUAAGAAACAUCCAAAUUCCUCGCGCAUCAUCACUUUGGAGCUUCCAAUGCAGACGUUGGAAUUCAAACAAUGCUAAAAAUGCUGAUGAUAAUUAUCGCGAUCUUCACAUCCCGGGAAUUAUCGAGGAUAAUAUUUCUCCAGCAACUGCUGAAAAAGAAAGCUCCCAUGUCUCUUUUGACAUCCCAAAGGAAAUGCUUUUGCCCGAUGGAACACCUGAUUAUUUGCGCCUUACGUUGACUUCUCACGUUUACGAUGUGAUUGAAGAAACACCUUUGACAAAAGGUGUCGUCAUUUCUGAAAGUACCGGAGUUCCUGUUUAUUUGAAACGUGAAGAUCUUACCCCCGUUUUCUCUUUCAAAGUUCGUGGCGCUCACAACAAGAUGGCUUCUCUUGACCCGAAAUUACUGGAACGCGGUGUAAUUGCCUGUUCAGCCGGUAACCAUGCCCAGGGUGUUGCUUAUUCUGCUAGAAGAUUGGGUGUUAAGGCGACUAUUGUGAUGCCCCAAAACACUCCUGACAUCAAAUGGAAAAACGUAAAGAGACUCGGUGCUAACGUUUUGUUACACGGUGCCAACUUCGAUAUCGCCAAACAAGAAUGCAAUCGUCUUGCCGAGGAACAGAACCUUCGUAUCAUUCAUCCUUAUGAUGAUCCUUACGUGAUUGCUGGUCAAGGUACUGUUGGUUUAGAGAUUCUUCACCAACUGGAUCUCCGUAAGUUAGAUGCUAUUUAUUGUGCCAUUGGUGGUGGUGGUCUUAUUGCCGGUAUCAGUGCUUAUGUAAAACGAAUUGCUCCUCAUGUCAAGGUUAUAGGUGUCGAAACUUUUGAUGCUGAUGCGUUUUCACGCUCUGUAGAAGAGAAAAAGCGCGUUACUUUGAAGGAUGUAGGUUUGUUUGCCGAUGGUACGGCUGUCAAAUUAGUCGGUCAAGAAACUUACAGGGUUGCUUCUAAAUAUGUUGAUGAUGUUGUCUUGGUCGAUAAAGAUGAAAUCUGUGCUGCCAUCAAAGAUGUCUUUUUGGAUACCCGUUCCGUCGUCGAGCCUUCAGGCGCUAUGUCUGUUGCUGGUAUGAAGCGCUACAUGGCAAAGCAUAAACCUCAAAAUCCUGAUUCAGCUUCUCAAGUAUGUGUCUUGUCUGGCGCCAACAUGGAUUUCGACCGUCUUCGCUUUGUCGCCGAACGUGCAGAUCUUGGUUUGAACAAAGAAGUUUUCUUGAGUGUUACUAUCCCUGAACGUCCUGGAUCUUUUGAAAAGCUCCACAGCAUCAUCACUCCUCGAAGCAUAACUGAGUUCUCUUACCGCUACGACAAUUCUGAGUAUGCCAACAUCUAUACAUCGUUUGUCGUCAAAGAUCGCAUGAAAGAACUUCCUGAAGUACUUCAGAAAAUUUCAGAACACAACAUGAUUGCCGUGGACAUUAGUGACAACGAGCUUGCUAAGACGCAUGCCCGUUAUCUCAUCGGUGGUAAAUCCGACGUGUUAAAUGAACGUUUAUAUAGAUUCGAAUUCCCUGAACGUCCAGGAGCUCUUAGUAAAUUUUUGAAGAGUUUGAAGGAAGUAUGCAGUAUUUCCUUGUUCCAUUACAGAAAUUGUGGUGGUGAUACUGCAAAUGUGCUUGCGGGUUUGCGAAUCAAGGAAGGUCAUUUGGAGAAAUUGAACGAAAUUUUAGAGACGAUGGGUUAUGCUUGGGUUGAUGAAACCAACAAUCCUGUAUAUCUGCGUUAUUUAAGAAAAUAAUUUUAUUCAUUGGAAACUUGUAAGAAAAAAAAAUGAACUGCGAAUUAGUUUUAUGAUGUUGGAGUUUCGCAACGGUUGAAAAAAAAAAAAGAAUUUUUUUGCUUUCUAUAAUAAUCAUCGACGUUAUUCCUGUGUUUUCUUAUUGAAUUUAAACCGUGUUUAUGAGAUAGGUUUAAAGGAUUGUACAACUUUUGGUAAAUAUAUAUAUGGAACUGGGAUUGUGUUUCUUCAAAAAAUAAGAAUCUUUUCUAUUUUAUGCAAAAAGCAGAGGAGAUGGUAUGUAGUAUGCGAUUAGAACUGUAUAUCGAUUUGUCUGUUUGUCUGUCUAUAGAAGAAUAAUGGAACAAUC